AUGCGCAACUCGAUAGACUUUACCGUUAUUGACAACUUACGUGCUUCAGCAUCUCAAGGCCAACAUGCCCAUGUCAUUCAGCAGACCUUCGCCAUUGGCAACGAAUUACAGAAUCUUCAACUCCAUCUACUCGACUUGCGAGCACGAUCGUAUGUUGCUUGUGCCCAAUUCACCAACGCCUUGGAAACGGCAAGUACAAUGCAAGAAAUGAAUCCAGCAUCAGCACUGGGCUAUUUGUGUCAAGGGUACAUCCAUAUGCAACAAGGACGGUACGUUGCAGCACUCCACGUGUAUGACAAAGCACUCGAGAGUGUUGAUAAGCAUGAUCCAUUGUAUGGGUCCAUCGAGACGGCCAAAGGCGUUGCCAUGCAACAAGCUCUUAUCGUCCAUAAUAUUCUCAUUCACCAGGAAUUUGCUCAGCAACGGGAAUACGUCAUGGUAUCAUCGGCGUGGUGGCACCGUAUCAUGGCAUCCAACCAACUUGAAUACAGCAUACAAGCACAUGUUCCCAUUAAUGAAACCAAUGGCAUGGUGAUUGAAUCUUUCAGCUAUACGCGAUCACUUACACUCGAGUUAUGGAAACAUCCAUUGGGACCCCUCUUUGAGAAUUAUCGUUUUACACGCUUGACAACAUUGGCAUUAUACGAUACGUAUCGAGCUGCAUCGGCGGAUCAUCUUGAUGAAAGCAUUUCAGCAUUGGCGUGUAUUGGUACACAAUUAACGAAACUCGUGAUCUCAAGCGAGGGCCCUCGCCUCUAUCCCAGGAAGAACCAAUCGACAACUCGACUGAGGCAUAUACUCGCAACCUGCCCCAAUCUGGAAUCAUUGUUUUGCGAAGCAGCGAUCGACAUUACAUGUAUCAAGGUGGUUUAUCCAAAACUAAGAGAGCUCCAGCUGUAUGGUGUGAGAGGAGCGGAGGAUGGAGAGCACAAGAUUAUGAUUCGAGACCACCUGCCUGGUUUGAAGACAUUGGAUAUGGCUAUGAGAUUCAGCGCAAGGCCCUUAACGAUGGAUGAUACCUGGUUACCAUGCAUUCGUCAUCUGGCAUAUGGCGAACGAAUAAAGAGGAAGCACCAACAAUUUGAGGACGUGAAGCAAUAUGGACAACAAGGAUUGGCGUCUUUUUCCAUCACUGAUGUUAGACAUGCAUUUAUGCUCGAUGAUAUUGGACCACUCAUUAUUCAUCACCAUGCGACGUUGCAAUUCUUGGAGUUUAUGACCAUGUUGGGGACAUCUGAUACAAGGAAGAUGAUGGAUGCCAUGAACAAGGAUUGCCAUAUUGAAUUCAAGCAACUGAAAAGAUUACAGGCGUAUACGCUUUUCACCCCAUUCGGAACAGAAACGCUACAACCGUUUUGCAAUUUCAUCGAAUGGGUCAUCGAGCGUUCUCCUUACUUGCACACGGUGGCAUUAAAGGGGUACACUAUGAAUCGAUCUUCUUUGAGGGCCUUGGCCAAAUGUAUGCAUCUACGCCAUGUGGAUUUUGAAAUUCAUAACACUCGACGGCCAGGAGAUUAUGAUGCACUUGUAGCAGAAUUCCUGAGAGACCAUGUGGAUUAUAUGCUUGAUAAAGGGGGAUCACAUUUGGAAUCCAUCAACGUACACCUGUAUGAAGUACACCCCAUGCUCAUCACCGCCAUACGAGAAUUGAAAUGUUUGACCAGCUUCCAUCUAAACACCAACGAUUUUGAAUCAGGGUCAUUUACACAACUAUUUAUGUCAUUACGCCAAGGUUGCCAAGGGCUGAGGAAGCUGUUUAUCAACAUCAAUGAUGCCAUACCCAACGCCGUGCUCUACCAAAUUAGCGGUUUAUCCAAUCUAGAGACCUUUACAAUGAAUGGUGACUUGUCUGGUGCAGAUGCCGGUGUCUUAAGUCUACAACGUUGUCACCAUCUAAAAAGCAUCAUCCAUGAUCGACCACUUGACGACGAGAUUCGGACCAUGCUCCUCAAAAGUAAUCCACGUUUAGAAAUAUCGUCUUCGUAG
Messenger RNA from Lichtheimia ornata, 1986 nucleotides. RefSeq lists its product as uncharacterized. Bases 1 to 1986 code for a protein of 661 amino acids. The transcript is spliced from 3 exons. The record is from RefSeq and is a predicted model, not a curated record. NCBI's taxonomy places the organism in Eukaryota, Fungi, Mucoromycota, Mucoromycetes, Mucorales, Lichtheimiaceae. Gene Ontology annotation, molecular function: protein binding.